This is a messenger RNA of Thunnus maccoyii (southern bluefin tuna), 4050 nucleotides long. It is a transcript of the gene rhoua, whose product is annotated as ras homolog family member Ua. Gene Ontology annotation, biological process: small GTPase-mediated signal transduction. The record is from RefSeq and is a predicted model, not a curated record. The coding region runs from base 398 to 1222 and encodes 274 amino acids. Gene Ontology annotation, molecular function: GTP binding; GTPase activity. The transcript is spliced from 4 exons. NCBI's taxonomy places the organism in Eukaryota, Metazoa, Chordata, Actinopteri, Scombriformes, Scombridae.
UCUCUCUCUCUCACACACACACACACUCACACACACACACACACACACACACACACACACCGUGAUGUCAUUUGAAGGGGAGUUUGGGACGGGUCUGGGUCUGGGACAGGCUGUUACAGACGGUUAUGUGUUAAUUGAAUCGCUGCCCUCUCUCUCUUUUUUAUAUCGGACUCUAAUUCAUAAAUAAGUAACCAUGGCGGUGAACACGGACACGGUCUCUGUCUGUUGGGCAGGAGUUUAAACUUUUUGUCAUUUAACCAUGGAAACUAAAGGAAGUGGACAACAGGAAAGUCAGUUGACAACCCUCCGUGUAGCCUGGCAGAUAACGGAAGAAUGGACGAUGUGAAAACUGGCCCUCACCAGGACUGAAUCUCCUCCCCGGGUCUCCUCCAGCUUCAUGUCCCCCUCCUCUCCGUGCCAGAUGCCUCCGCGGGGAGACGGGGGCUACAAGCCGGCAGCGGUGUCCCCCGCUCCGCCUGUCCCGCCGAGGAGGGUCCGGAGCCGGGACAAGGGCUCUGGCAGGACGCGGCGGUCCGGGGCAGGGUCAGCGGGAGCCGGAGCAGCGGAGAGGCGGGUGAAGUGUGUGCUGGUGGGGGACGGAGCUGUGGGGAAAACCAGCCUGGUGGUCAGCUACACCACCAACGGGUAUCCCACUGAGUACGUCCCGACCGCGUUUGACAACUUCUCAGCGGUGGUAUCAGUGGACGGGCAGCCAGUAAAACUACAACUCUGUGACACAGCUGGACAGGAUGAGUUUGACAAGCUGCGUCCUCUGUGUUACACCAGUGCAGAUGUGUUCCUGCUGUGCUUCAGCGUCGUUAGCCCUGCGUCCUUCCAAAACGUUCCUGAGAAGUGGGUCCCAGAGAUCCGGAAACACGUCCCCUUUGCUCCGCUGGUCCUGGUCGGGACGCAGUGUGACCUCCGAGAAGAUGUCAAGGUUCUCAUUGACCUGGCCAAGUACCGAGAGCGACCUGUGGACCCAGCGGACGCAAGGGACUGUGCGGUAGAGAUUGGCGCUGUGGCUUACAUGGAGUGCUCUUCCCUGACCCAAAAAAAUCUGAAAGAAGUGUUUGACACGGCCAUACUGGCCAGCCUGCAGAACCACAGCUCCCAUAAGCCCCCAAGAGGGAAACAGAAACGUCGAAAAAAGCAAAGGCAAACACCUGACAAGAUGAAGAGUUUAUCCAAGUCAUGGUGGAAAAGGUACUGCUGUGUGGCCUAAAGCAGACCUGCGAUGGGUUUGGGUCUAAGACUCUGAUCCUCUGCUGAUUUUCUCCUGGUCUUCAUUCAGCCUGGACUCUCUCUGGUUUUUCUUAAAUGGAGCCUGAUGUUGAGCAGGACCUCGACUGGAGUGUGGAUGGGAAGCGAAGUAAGACUGUCGUGGAUCUAAAAUGUUUCAGUUUUUCUUUUUCUUUGGGCAGCGACGUGAGUCUCAUCAUGGAUCAGAUUCACCAUACUGAGUCCAGCCUGGUUCUGCUCUGGUUCAACCUGCUCUGAAAACACAGCAGCACCGCUGUGUCAUAGAAUAAACCAGGUUGUUCUUUUUACAUUUGGUCCUAUUUGUAACCCAUUGAACCCACUGCAGGAGGUCACUGUGUCACCCGGAAUUAAGCUGGUAUUAACUGGGACUUCUUUUGGACUAGCAGAACGAUCUCUUCAAGUCAUGGUGGAAGUGAUAAUGUUUUUUUAAUGAUUAAACUGGUCCACAUUUGAACAGGAACAGAAACUUCUCAUCUGUGUUUAACACAUGAGUUGGAUUUGUGUUUAGUCUGCUGUUCUGGUAAAAAUCUUCCCUGUUUGUUAGGGAUUUAUGUAGCCUUGUUACAAAAUGUAGCCUAGAAGGGAACUGCACCGUCUACAGACUACACUUGUUGUGACCUAAUGAAACUGCAUCUAAAUUUACUCCUUUUUAUAACUUGUUUCUAACUUUAGUUGAGUGUCUAAUAGUCACGAUUAGAGAGAACUGCUGACUGAAAUAGUAUAAUAACUCUCUGACCAAACUGUGUCUUUAUUUACACACCAGGAGAACGCAUUUUGAAUUUUGCGACCCAAACCAAUUUGUUUCAUCACCGGACAUAAAUAUAGUCGGAACUUAGUCAACAAAGAGCUCAUUUUUCAUAAACAGCUAAUAAUUAUAUCCUGUCAUUUUAGUCUGGAUUUGUACUAGAUACAGGAUUAGAUCUGGCGUGAUUGUGAGUGUGGUUUUCAUCAUGUCCUGCCACAGUUUAGCCCAGACUGAAGCCAAGAUAAGUUUAAUGAGGCUCAGGCUUUGGUUAUCCUCAUAUCAAAUCUUGACUGGAACAGUUAAUGCCAGUGUCUUUUUCCUCACAAGGAUAAUACGACACUGUUAAAAUGUUCUUACUUUGGCAAAAUGUCCAAAAUCAUUGGAAAAUGAAACCUUCGAGCAGUAUAUGUUGAGCAUCCAAGUGAUAAAAAUCCCAGCAUUGUUCUGUUAGAACAAGUUUUCUCAAGAAGACGCAAACUGUAUCGAGUCAGUGACCUACUUCAGGUUUUCAUUGCUGGUAGUUUAUCAUCCUCAUAUGUCUUGUAUGAACGGCUACAGUUUAUGAGGUAUUAAUGUGGUUUGGUUAAAUAUAAAUCUUUGUUCUGUGGUGGUGGAUUGUUGGCACUUGAUCUUAAUUGGGAAGGAACAUUUUGUUAUUUUAAUGUUUUGGUUUUUCUUCCCUCUUCAUCACAAUCAUACUGUGUGCUUAAAGUAGUUUAAGAUCAACUUAUUCCACAAGCCACAACAUUCUCAGUAGCCAAGUGACUAUUGUUGAGGCUUAUUUCCACACGCAACUGAGGACUAAAACAAAGAAAAACAAGGAUAUUCAUGUAAACUGUUCAACCAGGAACAUACGUUUGCAGGCACAAGUUGCAACGCUGGCAAAACCUUUACUGGUUUCAGAUAUUUUUGUGCUUGAUGUGUGUUUGAUUUAUCUUUCCAGACACUUAAACAGCCUUAAGUGUGAGCACUUAACAGAAUUAGAUCAACCAAAGUGCUCCUUCAUUUGUUUAAAUUCACAAAAUGGACUCUGUUUGUGAAGGUUUGCAAAAUGAUUUAGAGCAAACCGAAAAACAAACAAAGAUGAGGUUUUUUUUUUCUUAGCUUUUCAAUGAAAUUGUGUAUCUAAUACUGUGAAAUUUGAAUUAUGUACAUAUUCAGUGAAAUAUUUUCUUAGUAGUUAUGAACCACAUUUGAUUCGUCAGGUUUGUUGCUUUGCAUUUGUUCCCUUUAUCAAAAAAUACGAUCCUCUGCUUUAUUAGAGUGGUAACAUUGUUCAUUUCUACCACUCUACAUCCAUACUGCUUUAACACCACAGAGACAUCAUUGUCCAUCCUAUAUCUACUGCUGCCGCCUCUCAAACAGAUUCAGCUUUAAAGCAGAAAUAAAGAGGCACACUGAAACACAAAACGUGUGGCUCUCACUCAGCUGCCGCACCUUCCUUUGUACAUUGUAGUUACUGAACCAAGAACAAAAACACAAUAAUUUGUAUGUUAUUUCUCUACGGUGCCUACAUCUGAAUGGGUCUUUGUGUCAGAGUCACAGCAGCAGAAGUGAAAAAGGGUGCAACCGGUUUGCAGUCUGUAAUGGAUUCAAAGCAGCUCUGCCAUGGUUUACUGCAUGUGCAACAUAAUUAGUCGUAUUGAUCCGACAUAAACACUAGAGGGAUUGUUUCUGGUUAUAUAUAUAUAUAUAAAAAAAUCAAGAAUAACCACGCUAAGGUUAAAGGAUGAGGGACAUCUGAACUUCGAAAGGAGCUGUAAACCCAGAGCUGACAGGACUCUCAGGAUUUGGGUGAAAACUGUCCUCAAGAACUAAAAAAAAACAAUUAUUUCAAGCGUGUGGUUCAAAGUCAGUUCUCCUCUGGUGUGAAAUAGAGCAAGCUGUUGAUGUCCCUUCAAAUUCAGUGGAUUAUAAUUCAUUGAAAGUUUGAACUGUACUGUGAAGUACAUUUGGUGGAUAAGAAAUACUUCUUCUUUUUUUUGUAACUUUUAAGUUUAUUCUAGCAAACUAAAAAUUAAAUAAAGACAUUCACAGUUUUGGAA